UAACGAAAAUGUCACACGACUAACGUCAUCACAGAACUGCUCCUCAGUUCCACCUAGACUAACGUGGGAACAACCAGAACCUACUGGUUACCUGUACAAGGGCUUGUGGCAUUCCUAUCUCUGCCGUCGUCCAGAAAGGGUCACCAAAAGUUGCCUCAGGAACAUCAACAUAAUCUUCCUGGGAGAUUCAAACGCCAGACAACUGUAUGAAGAUAUAUCGCCAAGAAGUUCCUGUAAAGAACAAAUCAUUAAACAAUAUUCAUCCUGGCAUAAACCACUAAAAUGCAUCAACAAGGACCUGAACUUUACCUUAGAGUGGAUACCACACUCGAAUCCCUUCAGGACAUCACAUCUAGUAUGGGCUGGACUGGAUUGGAUAAAAGCCUCCAACAGAGUUAUAGAUGAGGUCCCCAGCACUGGAAGAUACCUAAUCCACAUACACCACUAUCUUCAUGCGGCCUCCGCUCAUCUCAGCGCUCAUAUCAGUAUGAUGGUCGCUAUCAAAGAAUCACUCUCGAAGCUGCUGAAGAGAAAUUCAAACGUCAUUGUCGUGAUACAAGGCGCCCAUGUUGCAUGGGAACUUGGAUCCAAGAUUACCUACAUGCAGGGGGACGGACUCAGGCGAGUCUUCACUGACAUACACUAUGAGCUGUUUAAAGAUAUGAGAGAUCAGGUGUUCUACCUACAGACAGCGGACAUAACUAUAGCAGCCCUAAACAGCAACGCUCAUCCUCCUUUUAACUGGCAGAUCUCAAACAUGGUGACAGGCUUUAUAUGUGUGGUUGACGACAAUGGUUCUUUGGGAGGCAGGUGA
Messenger RNA from Candidula unifasciata, 814 nucleotides. The record is from the annotation of a GenBank genome assembly. Lineage: Eukaryota; Metazoa; Mollusca; Gastropoda; Stylommatophora; Geomitridae.